Messenger RNA from Aphanomyces invadans, 1244 nucleotides. RefSeq lists its product as hypothetical. NCBI's taxonomy places the organism in Eukaryota, Oomycota, Saprolegniomycetes, Saprolegniales, Verrucalvaceae. The record is from RefSeq and is a predicted model, not a curated record. Gene Ontology annotation, biological process: monoatomic ion transport; serine import into mitochondrion. Gene Ontology annotation, molecular function: monoatomic ion transmembrane transporter activity. Gene Ontology annotation, cellular component: mitochondrial inner membrane. The transcript has 5 exons. The coding region runs from base 29 to 997 and encodes 322 amino acids.
CCCUAGCAGCCACACUUCCGACGCCACGAUGGCCUCUGCCCGCAUCAACUUGGACGCUCCGCGAUGGGAUCAAAGCACAUUUGAAGGCCGCGCCAAGCACUUCUUUACCACGACCAACCCCAUCAACGUCCUUGCAAGUGACGAAGAGCUCGACGCCGCCAAAUCCCUUGUCGAGCAAUACCGCCGCGGUGCCGAGCCUGCUGGAACAACUCCAGAGCAAGUGUGGGCUGCCAAGCACUUGUACGACUCGGCCUUUCACCCGGACACUGGCGAAAAGAACUUUAUCCUUGGUCGCAUGUCGUUUCAAGUGCCUGGCAACAUGGUCAUCACGGGGUGCAUGAUGGCAUUCUACCGGUCGACCCCGGCGGUGGUGUUCUGGCAGUUUAUGAACCAAACGUUCAAUUCGAUCGUCAACUACACAAACCGCAACGCCAGCACCGGCGUCACCACCGACCAGCUCCUCCAAGCGUAUGCUGCAGCGUCGACCAUGUCGGUCGCGACCGCCGUCGGGCUCAACAAGUUCAUCGCAUCACGCCCGGCUCUCAGCGGCGGCAUUGUGGGCCGCCUCGUGCCACUCAUGGCCGUGGCUGCUGCCAACUGGGUCAACAUCCCCAUGAUGCGCCAGCAAGAGCUUCUCCACGGUAUUGCCGUCGAAACCGCUGAUGGCGAAGUGGUCGGGAAGAGUCGAUCGGCCGCGCAGUCGGCGGUCCUCCAAGUCGUGCCGUCCCGUAUCUUGAUGGCGGUCCCUGGAAUGGCCAUUCCUCCUGUUGUCAUUGCGGGCCUCGAAAAGGGCCCGCUGAAGCGCAUGCCUGCGCUGUCUGCCCCCCUCAUGGUGCUUCUCACUGGUGCGUGCUUGAGCUUGUCCACGCCGCUGUGCUGCGCGCUCUUCCCUCAAAAAAGCGCGAUCUCGACCACAGCGCUCGAACCGGAGAUCCAAGACAUCAUUCGCAAGCGAUUCCCGGAAACCACCGAACUGUACUACAACAAGGGUCUUUAGAGCCACCGUUGAUGUCUGCGCCGUGUUCAUGGCGGCACAAGGUGCUGCAAUAGAGAGUGUCCAUGGGCGAAUGAAUACUCGUGCUGCCAGUCUCCUCGACGGGCGAAAUCGUGGACGUAGUUGAUGAGAAGGACGAAAAAGGUCGACAAAGGGCGUUGUCUAGAGUAUUGCGAUCGCCAUGCACCCGCCAACGCGAUCGCGGGGAAUCAGGCGCAGUUCCGUGCCGUGCUUCAAAAAUACAUUGCCG